Molecule: messenger RNA, 2182 nt
Organism: Trematomus bernacchii (emerald rockcod)
Lineage: Eukaryota; Metazoa; Chordata; Actinopteri; Perciformes; Nototheniidae
Product: E3 ubiquitin-protein ligase TRIM47-like
Exons: 2
Coding region: 61-1284 (407 amino acids)
Biological process (GO): protein ubiquitination
Molecular function (GO): ubiquitin-protein transferase activity; zinc ion binding
Source: RefSeq, a predicted model, not a curated record
CUGGUAAACACAGUUCGGCUCAUCCAAAGGCAGACAGCAGAGCAGAGCUUGCAAGAAGAUAUGGCCACAGCCUGCACAUUGCUUACUGAGGAUCAGUUCCAGUGCUCCAUCUGUCUGGAAGUUUUCACAGAGCCUGUCACUAUUCCAUGUGGACACAACUUCUGCAAGGCCUGUCUCACCAGGCACUGGGAAGGCAAAGAUCUGUGUAAGUGUCCACUGUGCAACGAGAAGUUCCCCAAAGAUCUCAAACUUCGGGUCAACACUGGAUUCAGGGAGGUUGUGGAACAUUUCAAGGAACUUAAUGCAAAAGCUGACAAUGCUUGCCCUGUGAAGCCAGGAGAGGUGCCAUGUGACUGCUGCCCUGAUGACAACCAGUCCAAAGCCUGUAAAACCUGUUUGGUUUGCUUAACAUCUUUCUGUGAGACACACCUAGAGCCUCAUCUAAGAGUUGCAGCUUUAAAGAGGCACACACUGACUAAUCCUGUGCAUAACCUGGAGGACCAAAUAUGCAAGAAACACAACAGGAUGCUUGAGCGCUUCUGCAGGAAUGACCAGACAUGUGUCUGUGUCCUGUGUACAGAACACAGCGCUCACGAUACAGUCCCUUUGGAGGAAGCAUAUGUAGACAAGAGGGCUCAGAUAGGGAGGAAAAAGAAGGCGGAAGUACAGGAAAUGAAGCAUAAGCGUGGAAAGAGAGCUCAGAAGAACAAGAACAUGAGUCAAGGCAAAGCUGAGGCUAUGGAAAACAAUACAGUGAUACAUAACAUGAACAAUCCUCAGACUUGGUGGAUUCAAGACCGUUUUUGCAGAGUUGCUCUGAACGGGGUCCUUCCUGAAUGGAGAUGCUACUGUGAGGUUCAGGCUGAAGGGGGCUCCAGCGAGGACCCAGCAGUGGAGGGAGAGUCGAUGCAAGGGGUAAAGGUAUUCAUACCUAAACCCAAGGAUGGAAACUGGAUCAUAAGGGCGGGAUCUCUGAAAAAUGUUACGACUCUACAUCGAGUGCCAGUCCAAGUCUUCUGGAUAACGACACAUGGGAAAGUUGUGGUGUAUGUAGACUAUGACCAAGGAUCGGUGAACUUCUUUGAUGAAGACACUAGGAUGUUGACCUGCACUUUUCCCUUCUGCAAUUUUCACGAGAGGAUUUAUCUUUUCUGCAGUCCUACAUCAGGUGAGACCUGGGUACAGAGGCUGCAACAGCAGGUUGAGAGGUUCAAAGGAUGGUCGCAAAAUCCAGAUAACGACUUCCGCGUUCGUUGUAUUUUUUUUUUUUACAUAUUUUUUUAAUUUUAUUCUGUGGGUGUGCAAACCAAUAUUUAAAUCAUGACAUUGGAUAAAAAAUGUUUUCCUGCUACAGUGGUAUGAAGGGUUACAACAAGCAUCUCCCUCCAGUGACAAACUCAUCUUUCACAUAUUCAAAGGUAAAAAUGUUUGGUUUGUAUUCAGUGAUUUUCUAAAUGAAAAUGAAGUUUUAAUAAAAUAUUUGUAAUGCUUGUUUCUGCAUUUGGUGUUAAAUUGUCAGUUUUUAAAAACCUAAAGUUUACAUCUCCAUAAAAUACACUGGUAGCGUCACUUGAAAUAAAAAAAACAACACAAUAAACGAGCAUGUAAAGCUUUUCCAUAUCAGUGCUUACUCUGUCUGAAGUGUUGUGUAGUGAUGAUGGUGACUUCAUUCAAGUGCACCACUAGAGGGAGCAAUCGACUUAUUCUUCAUACAAACUCACCCCAUUUCAUUAAGAUAUAACAUGGCAAUUUAAACAGAACAGAUUUUUUUUCUGGAUCACCACAUUUUAAGUCCUUAUUAGUUUUUCUGUCUUUUCUUAAGAACUCUUGUGUUUAGAUCUUAUUGCUUCUUAUUCAGAUAGUUAGAUCAUUUUGAGACUAAAAUCAAAACAGGGAAACUGCACUAUAAUUACAAAGUGGUCUGUAUGCUUAAUGUAUAAUAUAUAUAUGUAUUGCUGCAGCAGAAUGACAUACUGUAUAAUAACAUUGGAUUGCAAACUUUUAAUUUGAUUUAAAUGAUUUUAACAAUACGUAUAGGAGAAGAGCUUUAUCUUAGAUGUAUUGCCAUGAACGUUGUUACAAGCACUCACGUCCCUCUCAUUUAUAACUAUAGGAGUUCCUCUUACUUUUCAUUAAGGACCGACAGGUAACAGGUUUCAUUUUGGGCUAAAUUAAGAUGAUA